Molecule: messenger RNA, 1807 nt
Organism: Salvia splendens (bonfire salvia)
Lineage: Eukaryota; Viridiplantae; Streptophyta; Magnoliopsida; Lamiales; Lamiaceae
Exons: 3
Coding region: 820-1524 (234 amino acids)
Source: RefSeq, a predicted model, not a curated record
UCACACCCUCGUGUUUGGUUGAAGAGAUUCAUAUCCCGAGAUUGUAACACCUCUGUUUGGUUUGGGUUGCAUAAAGUAUAGAUAGGCAAUACGGAAUGACGGUGUUGUCCUCAAAUAUUUGUUAAAAUCCCAAUUUGCCCUCUUCAUCCCUAAAUUGGGGCUGCCAAUUUAAUACGCGGUAUACCCUAGCUCCCGCCCACGCAAUUGAUUCCGAAGGACUUCUCAAUCACCUUGUGGAAUCGACGACGGCGAACGAAGGUUGAAGCUCCACCACAGGUCUGUUAUUCGGUUAUCAGAAGUAGUUAGGCUGUUUUGCCAAUGUGAUUGUUGCUACCAAUCUGUGUUACGUAAUAUUUGAUGAAAGCCGAUGGCGGCGAAAGCUUAUUCAUGGUUUCGGUAUUGUGUCAACCUACAUCCAUACAUUUAUUGUGUUUGUUAUUUGCUUUCUUUGUUGCAUAUAAAACCAGGAAAUAAGUAUCACAAUUGCUUCAUCCUAUGGCAUCUCAACACCGAAGCGCUAAUGACAAUGACGGGAGUCCAUUACCAGAUGGUAGCUCAGAUAUGGUGCCCAACAAAGGGGUAAUAGCAGCUGCAGGUGCAGGUGCAAGACGUUGUUGGACAGAACGCGAGGAGACUAUUCUUAUGUCAGCCAUGAAAGAGUUGGCUGCAACCGGUUGGAAGUCCGAUAAUGGGUUUCGUUCAGGUUAUCUGACUCGUGCUCUGGAGGCACUUAAACGUGAAUUUCCAUAAACUGAUAUUUGUGUUCACCCUCACAUCAAGUCAAAAAUCACCACCUGGAAAAAGAAUUACUACUCUCUAAUGCAAAUACUUGACCGUAGUGGAGUUGGUUUCAAUGCGGAUGGUGACUUCAAGAUAGACAUCGAUGAUGAACAAUGGACACAAGUUGUGGCGAAAGACAUUAAUGCCAAGUACAUGAGGAAUAAGUCGUGGCCAAUGUUCAAUGACUGGAAGGAGAUUUUCGGCAAGGACCGUGCGGAUGGGCUUAAUGUAAUGGACACCGGGGAGGCUGUUCAAAAGAUAUAUGGUUCUAAGGUUGAUGCUGGUUCAAGUUCAGCCAAAUCUUCACCGAUGACCUUAGAUGAACUAUUCUCAGAUGAAGUUUUUACUGGAGGUGUAGUGCCUGAGAUGGUAGAUGAGAGCACCUCGGCCCCGGCACCAGCGAGACUACCUGCGAGGGUACCAACCAAAUUGUAUCCAAAAAAGAGGAAGGCCGAGGACAAAAUGGACAGUGUCCUUGCUAUGAUGAAUCGCAUCCAUGAAGGCACCAAUGAGCGGCUGAAGGACAUAUCUAACCGAAUUGGUUAUGAGUUUGAUUUAAGCACAAAGAGAACCGAGGUCUUCAACCAGCUGAAAGGCAUGGCCGGGCUCACCAUCAAACAACAGUUUUAUGCGGCAAAGAAGUUAGUAAAGGAGCCAGAGCUAAUGGAUCUGUUCAGGGGAUUGGAUGAAUGGGCACGGCCGGCGUUUGUGCUUGAUCUCCUGGAGACGGAUGGAAUGAUUUGAAAUUGGUGAAGUAUGUUGCUUUUGUAUGUAUGUUCCAUCUAAAGCUCCUAGACAACCCUACAAUGUCAACAGUUGGAAUAGCAUUAGUAUACCGUAUAAUACACCCAACAGCGAGAUUACACAUACCUUAAAACACUUCCAUCGUGAGUCCGUGCAGUCAUCCCCAACCGGUUCCGGUUUAACCAAAAAAAUGUCAUGCAAAGUAAGCACCCCACGUAGCACAACAUGAGUGUACUUAGAAACUGUUUCAGAAGAACGCAUGAAAUCGUGUCCUACAACCCGU